AGUAACUGAAUAUACUGGAAGUCAAACGUCUACAGCAUUAAGAAGAUGAAAUCAGCGUGAAACAGUCAUCAAAUCACGAGACACGGGUGAAAUGAAGCACUGCAUGUGUAACUGUGCAACAGAUGUCUGAGAUUUGAUGGAAUCCAGUCGGGAUUUUGUACUGGAGCAGCCUGAGGAGUCUCUCUCAGAUCAAAGCACCAAAGCUAAAGUGGAGGAGCGAGAGGCUCUGAUCCUGGAACUGCAGGAUGUCAUCACUGAGCUACACCUGGAGAUGUCUCUGAAAGAACAGCACGAGCUCCAGCAGCUUCAACAGCUGCUUCAGGUGGAGACCAGUGGCAAAGAGCUUCAAGAGCAGGCUUCCACGGAUCUCACAGCCCUCAGAGGAACACAGCUGUUGAAGACUGAGUUGUCACGUCGGGACGCGAGCAUCCAAAGACUCCGGCAAGACCUGCUCCUCUCUCAUCAGGCCCGUGACGCCCAAAGCGUUCAGCUGGACGUCCAAGAGCAGAGGCUGUGGGAUCUGCAGAGAGAGCUGCAAGAAAGCCAGCAGGAGCUCCAGAGGGGACACGACCGCAACCAGCAGCUUCACGGGCAGCUACAAGAUGCCAGGAAGAAAGAUCAGGCGCUACAAGCUCAGGCUGAGCAGAUACAGUGGCUGGAGGAGAAAGUGUCCAGGCUGAAAUCUCAGCAUAGUUCAGUCUGUCAGAAGGAAUCAUGUGGGCUCCAGAGGGCACGAGAGGAGCUGACGGCGAGAGAAGAGAGAUCUUCCCUUCAGGAGCAGCUCAACAGAGUCAGAGAGGAGCUCCACAGCGCCACCAUCAGGGAAGAGGAGCAUCGGCUGAAAGUGCUGCAGAUUGAUGAACUCCAAAGAGAGGUUGACAAGACACUGGCACUGCUUGAAAAGGAGAGAGAGGAUUGUGUAAAGGCCGAGGAGCUGAAACGACUGAGAGAAGAUCAACUCAAGGACAAGGUCAGGCAUCAGGAAGAGCUGACUGCAGAGUUGCAGAGAGGAUUUGACCAGAAGGAGAAAGAGCUGAAGGAAUGGAAAGAGCGAUGGCACUCCGUCUCAGAGAGUCUCCGGCACGCACACACACAGCUCCAGCAGACCCAGGACAGCCGAGAACGGGCCGUCAGCAGCCUGAAACCACAGCAGGAGAAGACCUGCAGUCUGCAGGGUGAUGUGGACACACUCCAUAUAGCGCUGGUUGAAGAGGAGUCUAUGGUCUCCAGGCUUCAUGAAGCAGAGAAGCAGAGGGAUCUUCUGGCCUCCAGAAUAGCUGAGCUGAACUGUGACAUCCAGCAUCAGGAGAAAGACUGCGAGUGGCUCAUAGAGCAACACAAAGCAGAGCAGGACGAGGUGUCCGAUAGAGACGAGAAGGUUCUGAGACUGACGGCAGACCUGCGGGCCGCUCAGGAGAGUCUGACCUCUACACACGAAGAGCUCGCAGAGCAGAUGCAGGAGGUCCCGUCUAGGAGAGAGGAGGUUGUGGCCCUGCAGAAGGAGUUGAGCAGACUUCAGGAGAUCCUGAAACAGAGAGAGGAGGAGAUAGAGAAGAACAAACACAACACAACACGGCUCCAGCGAGAGACAGACUCUCUUUACAAACAGUGUAUAGGUCAAAAUGAAGAGCUUUGUGAUCUGCGUGAGGAGAUGCAGCGCUGGCAGCAGGAGACCCUGGAGCAGAAGGAGAGCCGGGUGAAGGAGGUGCAGGACCUUAAGAGAGAGUUGCAAAGCACACAGAUUCUCCUGCAGCUGCACAGAGAUAACCUGGAGAGUCUGCACCGACAGCAGAGAGACACAGAGGACGAGGCCUUCUGCAGGGAAGCAGCUCUCCACAGUCAGGAUGCAGAGAUGGUUCAGCUGAAGUCAGAUCUAUUGGAGGCUGAGAAACUGGCCACAGAUGCUGAGGCUCGACUACAACCUCUUAGUGAAUCCCUCGAGUUCUGCAAACACAAGUACCAGGCCUGCCUCAGCAAGAUCGCCCAACUAGAGAACACUCUGCUUAGCCGAGAGGAGGACCUGAAAGAGGCCCACAAUCAGGUGGCCCAGAGGGAAGAGCAGGUCCUCCGUCUGAGAGCUCAGGUUGUAGCUCUGCAGGGGGAUCUGCAGGUACACUGCACCCAGCUGGAGAGCGGAGACGAUGCCCUUGCCACGCUGAGCCAGAAGCUCCGAGAUACACUGGAAGAGCUGGAGCACAGGCGUAAUCACACAGAAGAGUGUGAGCUGCUCAUCCACACACUCAGAGACACAGCUGCUAGCCUUCGUCGACAGGCUGAAGAGCAAGAAGAGACGCUAGUGAAGACACAGGCUGAUUUUUCCAUCUACCGAGCCACUCACAUCCACUCCGACUCAGACUACGAAUCCCAGCUGUCCCGCGUUCAGGAACUAGAGCAGGCACUGUUCCAGUCGCUGGAGCGCUGCGGUCAGAGCGCCCAGGAGAUGCGGGUCUGCCAGCUGGAGUUGGCGCGACACCGACAAUACAGUCCGGCAGAGAUGCAGCGACUGCAGGAGCCGGUGAAGAAGCUCCAGGCGGAUGCAGCGGACGAGGGCCGGAGACGAGCACAAGCUGAUGCUCUGGAGCUGAAGGUAGCCAAUCUGGAAGGAGAACUACAGGCAGCUCAAAGGCAGUGUGACCAGGCUAUCCAGAAGAGAGACGCCCUACUGAGACAGUCCGAGGCUGAUCUUCUGCAAGCGCGGGAGAAGAUCCGAAGCAGGGCGGCAGAGGCUCGAGGGCUGGAAGCUGAUCUGCAGAGAGCCAAGAAAGAGAAAAGGCAGAGGGAGAAAGAGUGCGUCUCACUCAAAACGCAGCUGCUUCAGCUCAGAGAACAACUGAAGGAGGCUCACACCACUUGCAGAGAGACGGGCCAGGAGCUGACGCGGCAGCAGGAGAUGGUCCAGAUGCUGGAGGGAGGUCAACAUCUGGCUCAGGAGCAGCUCUCCGAGCGUGUGGCCGAGGUGGUGCGGGCAGAGAAAGCCCAGAGGAGACUGCAGGCAGAGCUCAAGAGAAUAACAGACAGUCUGGAAAACACCCAGCAGGAGCUGCAGGACUCACGGAGGCUGGUAGAGCGCUUGAGAGCAGAGGCCAGCAGCAGCAGAUCGGAUGUGCUCAGCGCUCAACAUGAAGCCGGGAGACUCCAGCAGGAGAAACAGCAGAUCCUGGAUGAGCUGGACAUCAGCAGAGAGACUCUCUCAGCCCUGCAGACUAAGCUGUGUGAACAGGAGAAGCUUCUAAACACACACCAGGAUCUGCAGCUCUUCACACACAGACUUCAGGAGGAAGGACUGAACUGCCAGACUCAGCUUCAACUGUGCAGGAGACAACUGGAGACCAGAGAUGACCAGGAGCAAAAACACCACCAACAGAUGAGCAGUCUGCAGGCUACAGUGUCCAGACUGAAGCUUGAUCUGGAGCAGGAGCGGGAGAGGUGGCGUCAGGCGGUACGAGAGGCAGCCAAGGCCGAUCAGAGAGGCAGAGAGCUGAGACUGGAGCUCAGCACAGCACAGGCCACUCAUAAAGAGUACAUGGAGCUGCUGGCGGAGUACAGUGGAGAGGUGGCGUCCCAGAGGAGUGAGCAGGCCCGUCUGCAGCAGUGCCUGAUCCAGCUGACGGAGGAGAAGAAGGCUCAGGACGAGCGAGUCACACAAAUGAGUGCAGAUCUACAGAGACUGCACAGUGAGAGCAGGAGCUCUGAGGAGGAGGCUCGUGCGAGUGAGGGCCGACUGGCGGAGCUGCACACACAGCUGUCCCGCUCUCAGCAGUGGACACAGGAGCUCAUGAGCGUCCUGCGGGACAGAGAGGAGGAGGUGCUGCUGCUGAAGAUGGAGACGGCCGCUCUCAGAGAGAACUACACUGAUAAAGUAGCUCAGGUUGAGGCUUUGCACUCACAGAUGGACAGUGUUGAUCAGAAGUAUAACGCAGCUGUGUGUGAAGUGGAUGUUUUGCGGCAGUGCUUAGGAGACGCACGGAGUGACAGCUCUCGACUUCACAGGGAAAGUCAACUAGUCGUGACCAAUGUGAACCAAUGGGUAAAGGAGCAAAAGCACACUAAUGAGAAACUGGCACUCAAGAUCAAAGACCAGAGCAGGAAGAUCAUCCACCUGACAGCCGAGAGAGAUCACCUUCAGGAGAAUGUGAAGGGUUUACAUGGGGAAAUCAGGAGGCUGAAAGCAGAGAGAAUGGAAGCAGAGCGACUGAAGGUAAAGCCCUGA
Messenger RNA from Rhinichthys klamathensis goyatoka, 4210 nucleotides. RefSeq names its product polyamine-modulated factor 1-binding protein 1. The record is from RefSeq and is a predicted model, not a curated record. NCBI's taxonomy places the organism in Eukaryota, Metazoa, Chordata, Actinopteri, Cypriniformes, Leuciscidae. The coding region runs from base 137 to 4210 and encodes 1357 amino acids. The transcript has 30 exons. Gene Ontology annotation, biological process: spermatogenesis.